AUGCAAACUCCUGCGCUCUCCAAGAAGAAGGGCAAGGCGCAUAAGGGCGAGCACGAGGAGCCAGCCCACGAGACGAAAGCCGUCGACUCCAAAAGCCCCAAGCCCAACCCCGAAGACGCCUUCAACUUCGCCGACGUCGAGCUCGCCUACAAGCGCAUCGACGAGCACCACGAGGACAAGCUGAAGAAGCUGCGGAUCGGCGGGCGCUUCAACCCCGACGUGGUGGGCGCGCUGCGCGUACGGCCAGACAAGCACGCGAGCGACACAUACCCGCUGCGGGAGCUGGCCCAGGUGGCGCACAAGGGCGGGCGCAACGUCAGCAUCCUGGUCAACGAGGCCGAGUACAUCAAGCCGAUCAUGAGCGCGGUGCAGGCGAGUCCGGACUUCAACCAGCAGCCGCAGCACAACCCGGACAACGAGCUCGAGCUGCUCAUCAAGAUCGUCCCCGAGAACCCGGACGAGCAGGCCAAGCGCGUCAAGGAGGUGUGCCACACCUGGCGAGAGCAGAUCCGCGACCAGCUGCGCCGGCGGUCCAAGGACCAUGCCAAGUGGAGUGCCGCGAAGCUCGUCACGGCGGACGAUGUGCGACGGCUGGACAAGGAGGUCAAGAAGCUGCAGGAUCAGCAGAUGGCGGCGAUAGAUACAAAGGAGAAGAAGGCUCUCCAGGAGGUCACGUCGAAACAAAAUCGUCUUUAG
This is a messenger RNA of Phaeoacremonium minimum UCRPA7, 696 nucleotides long. RefSeq names its product putative ribosomal recycling factor protein. Bases 1 to 696 code for a protein of 231 amino acids. The transcript has 2 exons. Gene Ontology annotation, molecular function: ribosomal large subunit binding. Gene Ontology annotation, cellular component: mitochondrion. NCBI's taxonomy places the organism in Eukaryota, Fungi, Ascomycota, Sordariomycetes, Togniniales, Togniniaceae. The record is from RefSeq and is a predicted model, not a curated record. Gene Ontology annotation, biological process: translation.